Messenger RNA from Apaloderma vittatum (bar-tailed trogon), 1005 nucleotides. It is a transcript of the gene GSG1, whose product is annotated as germ cell associated 1. Gene Ontology annotation, cellular component: plasma membrane. The record is from RefSeq and is a predicted model, not a curated record. Bases 58 to 1005 code for a protein of 315 amino acids. Lineage: Eukaryota; Metazoa; Chordata; Aves; Trogoniformes; Trogonidae. The transcript has 6 exons.
AGCCAUGUGCCUCUUGAGACCUGCCAGCUAAGUAUUGCAAUUCCUGGACGCUAUCUGAUGGAGCUGCUGAAGGGAUGGCCGUGGCGCCGUGCUUUCUUGGCUGUUGCGCUGAACCUGCUGGCUCUCAGCCUCUCCACUACUGCCUUGCUUGGCAGCUACUGGUGCACCGGGACCCAGAAAGUGCCCAAGCCUCUGUGUGGGAAGAGCAAAGAUGCCAAGUGCAUUGGUGUCCCCAUUGUGCCUGAUGCAGGUGCUGGCAAUGUUUCAUCUGAGGAUGUGGAACACUACAGCUGGGAGACUGGGGACGACCGCUUUGCCUUCAGAUACUUCCACACUGGGAUGUGGCUUUCCUGUGAAGAGAGCAUGGAAGGGCCAGAAGAGAAAUGCCGUAGUUUUAUUGAGCUUUCACCACCAGCAGAGAGAGGAAUCCUGUGGCUAUCGCUGGGAUCAGAGAUGCUCUACAUCAGCUUGCUGCUCAUCAGCUUCAUCCUCCUGAUGGUGGAAAUGCUGCAUACUGGGAAUCCUGUCUGUGGGUUGAAGCUCAACGCCUUUGCUGCUGUCUCGUCAGUUCUGUCAGGUCUCCUUGGUAUGGUGGCACACAUGAUGUACACUCAAGUCUUCCAGGCCACGGUUAAUCUGGGACCAGAGGACUGGAGACCACACUCAUGGGACUAUGGCUGGGCAUUCUACAUGGCCUGGGCUUCCUUCACCUGCUGCAUGGCCUCUGCUGUCACCACCCUCAACACCUACACCAAGACGGUGCUGGAGUUCAAAAGAAACCACAUCAAGACCUAUGGUGGGAGCUUCAAGGAUCAGCCUCAGCACCACCAGUGCUUCAUACAGCAGCAGAUAAGCAGCUACUAUGAGCCCCAAAAUAAGCUCCUCCGUUCAGUCUCUGAGGGAGUCGACUUCUACUCUGAGCUGCAGCAAAAAGUGCUACAACGGGAACCAGAGCUGGAGCUGGAUGAUGUCUUGGGACAGAUGACUGGGGAGGAUCGCUGUUAG